Molecule: messenger RNA, 831 nt
Organism: Fusarium tjaetaba
Lineage: Eukaryota; Fungi; Ascomycota; Sordariomycetes; Hypocreales; Nectriaceae
Product: ankyrin repeat domain protein
Exons: 2
Coding region: 1-831 (276 amino acids)
Biological process (GO): positive regulation of transcription by RNA polymerase II
Cellular component (GO): nucleus
Molecular function (GO): transcription cis-regulatory region binding; protein binding
Source: RefSeq, a predicted model, not a curated record
AUGGAAGAGCUUGAAGCCUGCGUCCUCUUCCCAUCGCCCAAGCAGCAGGAAACGCAGCGUCUCCGCGAACGCAACAGAAUCGCCAAGAGGGCAUCGAGAGCACGCCAACGGCAACGUGAGCAGCAUAGCGACACUACUGCGGACGUCGCAGUACAGCCAACGCCAACUGCAGGAGCAACUUCGCAGGACUUGGCGUCGCAAUUGCACCCGCCACAACACCCUGGUCCUGGUCUAGGUUCGGGUUCGGGCUCUGGCUCUGGUCCUGGUUCUGGUUCUGACUCCGCCUGUCUACGGGCCGAAGCGUCGGAAGACCUUGGCGUCUGGGCACUAGACGGCCCCCUGGAUGACCCUACAGCCCUGCCCUGGCCCUCUUCUCUCGAUGAGGACUGGCCUGGUUUUAGUGGUUCACUAGUGGACACGCUUAGCCCCCGUCAGCUCUCAGUCUCAGUCCCAGUCCCAGGGAUAUCUAACCCAGAGCCGCGAGCACCGCCUGCGUCGUCAAGUUCACUCACCUCCGACUCCAACUCCAGCGAUCUCAACAGUAGACCAUCUAGGCUACUCCACAUCGCUGCCCGCAAUGGAACGACGGGGAUUCUCCUCUCGCUAAUCAAGGCUGGCGCAGACGUGAACUCGCGCGACUGCUCCGGCACAACUCCCCUCCAUAUCGCUGUACGCUUCCGACGUGCGAGUGCUCUUGAGCUGCUGGUCAAUCACGGAGCAAAUAUCAAUGCCCGCGACUCGGCCAACAUGACGGCCCUCGAAGUAGCAGUCAGGGCUCAGGACGAAGAGCUCGUCAAUGUUCUCCUCUCUGGUGGAGCUGAGCUUCAUUAA